AUGACUGUCGUGGCUGCAUUGACAUUUCUGUCCAACGGGACCGUCUUACUGGCCAUGUUGCAUACCUUAAGAAAGCAGAGCGACUUGCCCAGGAUCAACAAUCACCACCACAACAGCCACAUCACAAAGUUGUUGAUACUGUCCAUGACCUUCGCUGGAGUUUUCGUCGGCGCCUUCGUUCUGCCACUAGUGCUAGUGGAAUUAAUUCACAACGGGACUUGGAUGUUGGGAACCUCUGUGUACAAACUCCGUGUCCUGGUGGAUUACCUCCUGUGUAACAUCACAUCACUGCACAUCACCUUCAUGGCUGUAGACACCUAUCUAGUUGUGUGUAGACCUUUAGUUUAUCGACUGUUAACUCCCAGAGUCGGAUACAUCAUGAUCGCAGUAGGUUGGAUUCUACCCACUCUCAUCAUUCUACUGUGGUGGCUCCUGCGCCCAAACAGCCUGAAUCCCUGCAUUUAUUUUUCCGACUUCUGCAGCAAAUCAGACAAUUUAAAACUACUAAACAUCAUUUGUGGAUCAUUGUUUCUCAUUCUGUUUAUAACUGUUUGGCUAUUGUACUUGUUCGUAUUAAGACAAGUCUGGAGGUUCAGAAAACGAGCAGCUUGUGUUGGCAAUAGUAAAGUUAAACGUCCUGCAGUGGAUGGCAUAUUUUCUAUUGCUAUACAAGAAAGUAACUGUGGAGAGUUGGUCACACUAGACAAAGACUCAGUUGUUAAGAAACAAACUUUUGCUGCACUAAAGAGUUUUCGUUUUAUUGGGACUGUCCUUCUUUUCUUUACCAUAUUCUGGCUGCCAGAUUUUAUUAAAAUUUUGGCUUCAUUUAAUUGCGCGAAUGCGUUGCCAUUGUGGGUUUCAAAUAUAUUUGACUACGCCACAUACCUUAGCUGUACAGUUAACCCUAUGAUCUACUGCUUUAAUAAAUCAAUCAAACUUGCUGUCAAGAAUUUGAUCUGCACCACUCAUUUCAAACGAAGGUAA
Messenger RNA from Biomphalaria glabrata, 984 nucleotides. RefSeq names its product 5-hydroxytryptamine receptor 5B-like. Gene Ontology annotation, cellular component: dendrite; membrane. The record is from RefSeq and is a predicted model, not a curated record. NCBI's taxonomy places the organism in Eukaryota, Metazoa, Mollusca, Gastropoda, Planorbidae. Gene Ontology annotation, biological process: G protein-coupled receptor signaling pathway, coupled to cyclic nucleotide second messenger; chemical synaptic transmission. The transcript has a single exon. Gene Ontology annotation, molecular function: neurotransmitter receptor activity; G protein-coupled serotonin receptor activity. Bases 1 to 984 code for a protein of 327 amino acids.